Messenger RNA from Leptopilina boulardi, 1350 nucleotides. Its product is annotated as GATA zinc finger domain-containing protein 14-like. The transcript has a single exon. Bases 1 to 1350 code for a protein of 449 amino acids. Lineage: Eukaryota; Metazoa; Arthropoda; Insecta; Hymenoptera; Figitidae. The record is from RefSeq and is a predicted model, not a curated record.
AUGCAACCUGUACCAAACAUCUCUUUAAACAUAAAUGUGCCAAUUUCAAGUAAGAAAAAAGAACCUCCAAGUACAGAAUAUGUGAUUGAAGUACAAGAUGGUCCAUCAAAUGUACACGAAUUAAAUACAAAUUCACAAACAUCUAAAGUAUUUUCAAACAGUAAAUUAUACAUGAAUGUGCCAUGUUCACGUAAGAGAAAAGAACCACCAAAUAUUGAACACAAGAUGAUAGCAAACGAUUAUCCUGUAGAUAUAUGUGAAGUUUAUACAGAUUCACAAUCAUCACAAUCUUUUACAAACAAUUCAUUAAAUAUGAAUGUCUCACGUUCUCGAAAACGAAAAAAACCUCCAGUUAUUGAACAUGUAAUUGAAGCAAAUGAUCGUCCCGUGAAUGUACAUGAAGUGAACAUAAAUUCACAAACAACUCACAAUCAAUUUUUACCAAACAAUUCUUCAAAUUCUAAUGUAACAGGUUCACGAAAGAAAAAAAUACCUAAAAAUUUAGAACAUGUGAUUAGAGCAAACGAUCGUCCUGUAAAUGUGCAUGAAAUUAACGCAAAUUCACAAACAACUCAGUCUUUACCAAAAAAUUUUUCGAACAUAAAUGUGCCAGGUUCCCGUAACAGAAAAGUACCUAAAAAUAAAGAACAUGUUAUUGAAGCAAACGAAAAGUCUUUACCAAACAAUUCUUCAAACAUAAAUGUCACAGGUUUACGUAAUAGGAAAGAACCUAAAAAUAAAGAACAUGUGAUGGAAGCAAACGAUUGUCCCGUAAAUUUACAUGAAGUGAACGCAUAUUCACAAACAAGUCAGUCUUUACCAAACAAUUCUCCAAACAUAAAUGUACCAGGUUUACGUAAAAGAAUGGUAACUAAAAAUGUAAAACGUGUGAAUGAAUCAAACGAUCGUUCCUUAGAUAUACAUGAAGUGAACGCAUAUUCACAAGCAAGUCCGUCUUUACCAAACAAUUCUUCAAGCAUAAAUGUGCCAGGUUCACUUAAGAGAAAAGUACCUAAAAAUAAAGAACAUGUGAUUGAAGCAAACGAUCAUCCCGUAAAUUUACAUGAAGUGAACGCAUAUUCACAAACAAUUCAGUCUUUACCAAACAAUUCUCCAAACAUAAAUGUACCAGGUUCACGUAAGAGAAUGGUAACUAAAAAUGUAAAACGUGUGAAUGAAUCAAACGAUCGUUCCUUAGAUAUACACGAAGUGAACGCAUAUUCACAAGCAAGUCCGUCUUUACCAAACAAUUCUUCAAACAUAAAUGUGACAGGUUCACGUAAGAGAAAAGUACCUAAAAAUAAAGAACAUGUGAUUGAAGCAAACGAUCGUCCCGUAAAUUUACAUUAA